AUGGACAAGAAGAAGCUUAAAGUGACGUCUGACGCCGCGACGAAAGCGGUAAUUCUCAUCUCUGACGACGAACGUGACCUAAAGUCUAAUAUCCAUACGAACUCUCGUCUUGCCGCCUCUAGUUGUCUCAGCAGCAUCUUGAGUGACAGCGACAGUGAUAGUGACAUUAAAGUGGAAGAAAUACUGAGCACCGUGGGCUCCACGUAUAAACCCUGUGCUUCUAAGAAGCUCUCUCAGUCCAAUACACCGUCACGACCUAGGAACAUGUCCAGUCCCUCAAUCGACAAGCUCUUGUCGACGCCUGAGAAGAGCUUAAAGCGAGGAAUCAAGCGACGUGCAACUUCUGGAGCUUCUUCAGUCUUAAGUACGCCUCCUGUUAAUCGGUCGGACGAACUCAAGCCCUUCACGCCGUCUUCAGCAAUCCAGUCGUCCAUGAACGCGUCGCUGGUGUUUGAUAUGGUCACGUCACUUAGUACGAGUGAUCCGGGGGUGGCUAUUGCUACACUACGGAGUGUUGUGGUACUUGGCAAAGAGUAUCCAUCAGAUCUGCUUUACGCUGAGCUUAUUGACCGUAUCCAAAGUCACGAAGCUGUUGCGUACAAGGACGCAGUGGCAAUCUAUGCAGCGCUGGUGUUUGUGUUUGACAAAGCAUUGGCAUGCAGUUGUGCCGUGACGUUCCCGAACAAGUGGGAGCCAUUGGCGACGGCACUGCAGGAAGUUAGCGGGAAUGGGCGUGUCGGGGAAGAUGGAAAGUUUAAGAAGAACGAGAGCUGGCGUCGCAAUUUGCUCGUAGUACAGUUCUUUGUGUACUGCUUCCAGCAAGAUAUGUAUACGUGUCGCUCGCGAUAUGAACGUUUGGAACAGGGGGCGUGGGUGCACCGUACGCGGUUAUUUUCCCUGUUACAGAACGAUGCGGUUGCGUCAAACUCUGCAAAGGCGCGUGCAAAGUCGCGUGCUACGUCCACCAAGCUGCGAAACAACAAGCUUAUUUUCCUCGCUAUUGGUUGGGGAGUGCAGCUUUGGAAACGUGUAUUCGACGAUGAAGACAAAACAAUGAAGAAAGUUAACAUCGCCGAAAACAGUGAGACCAGCCUGUUUCUUCAACAGGAGGGCGAACAAACCUGCCUAGCAGUUGUUCGUCUGAUCGAGAUGCUGUACCUUUGCACCGAUCAGCAAAUAAACGCACUUCAGCGCAUUCAGGCCGGUCUUGCCGAGCUUAUGCGACCGACCCGCAUAAAAUUUGCGCAAGCUCUACAGUCCCCUGUUUUGCGGACGCAGCUGGCAAGCACCAUGAUUGGAUUGUCCAAUAAGUCGCGAAGCACGGAAACGGAGUGGUAUGAGUGCAACGCUCUUGGACGUGUCCAGCUUGCUAUGAAUCCAGGCACUACGAGUGACGUAGCGCACACGGAUGGCUACUCGUGGUCCCACUUUGACAGCUUUAUUAAUCUAAAGCCGAAGAGCAACCUGACGAAACUACUUCAGGAGAUCUCGCGCAUGCAACACUACUAG
This is a messenger RNA of Peronospora farinosa, 1509 nucleotides long. NCBI's taxonomy places the organism in Eukaryota, Oomycota, Peronosporomycetes, Peronosporales, Peronosporaceae. The record is from the annotation of a GenBank genome assembly.